GCUGCUAACAGCAACAGGGAUGAGUCAGUGAGUCAGUUGGGCCUGUGAAUCAUGAUUCAUGAGUCAGUAAAGUGAUUCUCGAGUAUUGAACGAUUUGUUCAUGAUUCGCGCAGCACUAAUCACUACUGUCCAGUCUCUGAGGUGACAGCACUGCUGUGGCUCCUACAGCUUCAUGCACAGCCUGCAGAGCUGAUGGAGUCUGCUCUCAGCUGCACAGCAGUGAACACCAGCAGCACCACCCGUUAGCACACAGUGCUCCCUCUGCUAACAAAGGACUGUGAGGCUUCCUGUACCAACUGACAGGAUCCAGCUCUGCAGACAGAUGGAGGAGAUGGAGGAGCAAAGGAAGAGUUUAGAAAUUGAUUCUCCACAAGCGGAACAAAGAGGCAAAAAUGGCCAGAGACCUCAGCACUGCAGUGGGCCUGACAAAGCUCACCCACCAGCCGCAAAGGGAAACAGAGUGCAUCGUUGUGUCGUCUGUGGAAAGGCUUUCGCCAAGAUGGACCACCUCAGAAGACACCAACGCAUCCACAGUGGGGACAGACCCUUCAUCUGUGAGCAGUGUGGAAAGGGUUUUACUGAGUCGAGUGAUUUAAAAAAGCACCAGCUCAUCCACAGUGGGGUUAAACCAUUCAGCUGUGAGCAGUGUGGGAGGUGUUUUAUUCGGAAGAGUGAUUUAAAACAGCAUCACUUCGUCCACAGUGGGGUUAAGCCAUUCAGCUGUGACCACUGUGGAAGGGGUUUUACCUGCGUUAGUAAGUUACAGAGACACCAGCUCAUCCACAGUGCGGUUAAACCAUUCUGCUGUGGUCAGUGUGGAAGGAGUUUUAAUGAGAUGAGUGAUUUAAACAGUCAUCAGCUCACUCACAGUGGAGUUAAACCAUACAUCUGUAAUCAGUGUGGAAAGGCGUUCACUUGCAUUAGUAAAUUAAAACGACACCAGGUCACCCACAGUGGAAUUAAAGCAUUUGUCUGCGGCGAGUGUGGAAAGGCUUUUACAGAGAAGGGUGAUUUGAAAAGACACCAGUUUGUCCACAGUGGGGUUAAACCAUUCACCUGUGAGCAGUGUGGAAAGUCUUUUACUUGCCCGAGUAAAUUAAAAACACAUAAGCUCAUCCACAGUGGAAUUACAGCAUUCACCUGUGAGCAGUGUGGAAAGGGUUUUGCUUUCAGUGGGAUCUUAAAGAAACACCAGCUGAUCCACAGUGGGGUUAAACCAUUCAAGUGUGAUCAGUGUGGAAAGUGUUUCACUCGCAGGGGUGAUUUAAAAACACACCAGUUCACCCACAGUGACGUUAAGCCUUUCAGCUGUGAGGAGUGUGGAAAAGGUUUUGUUAGCCACAGGAGCUUAAAAAGACAUCAGCUCAUCCACAGUGGGGUUAAAGCAUUCAUCUGUGGGGAGUGUGGAAAGGCCUUUACUGAGAUGGGUGAAUUGAAAAGACACCAGUUUACCCACAGUGGGGUUAAACCAUUCAGCUGCGAUCAGUGUGGAAAGUGUUUUAGUCAGAAAGGUGAUUUAAAAAAUCACCAGCUCCUCCACAGUGGAAUUAAACCAUUCAGCUGUGGUCAGUGUGGAAAGGCCUUUACGCUGAUUACUAACCUACGGAGACAUCAGCUCACCCACAGUGGGGUUAAACCGUUCAGCUGUGGUCAGUGUGGAAAGGCCUUUACUCAUAAAAGAUACUUAAUAAACCAUCUGCAAACCCACUCUGGACAUAAGCAGUAAAUGUGUGACGUCUGUGGAGAAGCAGCCUAAAACCAAAGCAUGGACACUCCACAGUGGCAUCCGUCGUCUGCCUUUUAUCCAAAUUAUUGGAGUUCUGAAGUAACACUGUAACCAGAGAGACCCUCAAAUCCCUCUCUAUGGUAAUAACAUCAUCGUAUCAUUUUAAAAUCUUUUGAUUCAUAAAAUGUUAUUAAAGAAUGAACAGUGGGGUGCUGGGAUCGCCACUCCUUGCUUUGUACACUAUUCUUACUGCUUUCUUUUAAACAUACUGAGUUUGUCAUUGUUUUAUGUU
This is a messenger RNA of Haplochromis burtoni (Burton's mouthbrooder), 2018 nucleotides long. Its product is annotated as gastrula zinc finger protein XlCGF26.1. Lineage: Eukaryota; Metazoa; Chordata; Actinopteri; Cichliformes; Cichlidae. Gene Ontology annotation, biological process: regulation of transcription by RNA polymerase II. The coding region runs from base 323 to 1726 and encodes 467 amino acids. The transcript is spliced from 3 exons. Gene Ontology annotation, cellular component: nucleus. Gene Ontology annotation, molecular function: RNA polymerase II cis-regulatory region sequence-specific DNA binding; DNA-binding transcription factor activity, RNA polymerase II-specific. The record is from RefSeq and is a predicted model, not a curated record.